AUGGCCACAACUUCUGACUUCGACACCACUCAGGCCAAGUCUUCUACCAGCCAUGUCGAGCAUAGCGAGAAGAUCCUUGGAGAUGACCAUACGAACGACCAUGGCCACGUUGAGGGCAAUGCGCUUAUCUUGGAUAGAGAAGGCGAAAUUCGACGCGUGCCUGUACCUUCGAACGACCCCAACGACCCGCUCAACUUUAGCGCAUGGGAGAGAUACUCUGUCAUCUUCUGCUGCUGCUGGUUCUCGCUCCUGGGCUUAUCGCUAGCACAAGGAUUAGCCCCCAUCCUCAACAUCAUGACGGAAAUGUAUAUGCCCCAAGGUUAUACAGUUGAUGAGAUCUUAUUCCUUAUUACGAUACUAACGCUGUGUAUCGGCCUUGGCAACUAUAUCAUCCUGCCGCUUGGCCUAGCCUUUGGUCGCCGACCCGUCUUUCUCGUUGCCACAAUCAUUUUGCUGGGUGCUACCAUCGGCUCCGCAGUACAGAACUCGUACAAUGCCCACCUGGGUACACGCAUUGUCCAGGGUUUGGCCACUGGCGCUGCCGAAUCGCUUCUCCCGCUUAUGUUGACCGAGAUCACGUUCUUGCACGAGCGUUCGCGUGUCUUCGGGUUGUACUGGAUGAUACAGAGCAUCCUCGGGUGCGUCAUCAACCUGUCCACGUCUUACCUCAACCACGCUCUAGGAUGGCGCUGGUUCUAUUGGCUCUUUGUCAUUACUAUCAGCACUGGUCUUGUUUUUGUCCUGCUCGGUGGCUUCGAAACACAGUUCUAUCGCUCCGCUGCCAGUGUUGACGGCCAGCUUGUUAUCACCGAUGAGUUUGGCGUUAUGCAUAUCAUACCCGAUUCAGAGGCCCAAGCACAUCUAGACCGCGUUCAACAGCGCGAGGUUCAGCAGAGCGAAGGUGAUGGCGUGGAUGUUCCGAGGAAGAAGACGUAUCUACAGCGCAUAAAGCCAUGGUCUACACCGCAGCCGCGGCCGUUUCACGUCAUAGUAACAAGCUGGCUACACAUGGCGCAGAGUUUGACGUCGCCUGGCAUCAUUUACGCUAUUUUGACGUCGUCAAUGGCGCUGGGUUGUCUUGUGGGCAUUUCCCUCACAUACAACGAGGUGCUGAUACAGGAAUACAACUGGUCGCCGGAGUCCGUCGGGCUCAUCAACGUCGGUGGCAUCAUUGGCUCUGUGUUCGGCAUGCUAUACUGCGCUCUACUCGCCGACCGAUUUGUGUUAUGGGCAGGGUCCCGCAACCGUGGUGUACAUAUGCCGGAGCACCAUCUCAUUACAAUGGGACCUCCCGCUAUAAUCGGCGUCGGCAUGUUGCUCCUAUACGGCUUCACCGCCCACGGUGGUAGCACCUGGUGGGGACCCUACAUGGGUUGGACCAUUUUCCAAUUCGCAUUUACCUCCAUCGUUAUCAUCUCCUCUACGUUCGCCUCUGAGGCCGCGCCUCAACAUCAAGUGACGCGCCCACAUUGCUAA
This is a messenger RNA of Bipolaris victoriae FI3, 1476 nucleotides long. RefSeq lists its product as hypothetical. The record is from RefSeq and is a predicted model, not a curated record. The coding region runs from base 1 to 1476 and encodes 491 amino acids. Gene Ontology annotation, molecular function: transmembrane transporter activity. The transcript has a single exon. Gene Ontology annotation, biological process: transmembrane transport. Lineage: Eukaryota; Fungi; Ascomycota; Dothideomycetes; Pleosporales; Pleosporaceae.